Diaporthe batatas is the source of this 1318-nucleotide messenger RNA. RefSeq lists its product as uncharacterized. Gene Ontology annotation, cellular component: plasma membrane; endoplasmic reticulum. The record is from RefSeq and is a predicted model, not a curated record. The coding region runs from base 252 to 1094 and encodes 280 amino acids. NCBI's taxonomy places the organism in Eukaryota, Fungi, Ascomycota, Sordariomycetes, Diaporthales, Diaporthaceae. The transcript has 2 exons.
UGACUUGAUGCCAAUGCGUAAAACAAACCCACGAACAUGGAAACUGUUCAGAGAUGCAUCACUUGGAUAUAAACAUUGAUGACUUCCUUUUACAUUCCCGAAGUGAUUGAGUACUUCCUAGUCUGCAUCUCUGCGAGGAAUACCGGGUCACACAAAUCACCAUUCCUUCGUAUCCCAUUCAGAACAGGGUUUAUAUCCUGCACCAUUGCCGACCUACCACAUCACCCAGAAUUUGGGCCACACAAAUCACGAUGUCGAUUCUCAUACGUGCAAACGACGCUCUCAACAUCAAUCCACCCUCCGGAGUGGGCUCAGCCCUGUCUGUACACGGUUCUGACUUCCUCUGGGCUGUCACGGCAAUCUUCAUUGUGUCGUUCCUCGGUCUCCUGGUCUUCUGCUUUACCACUCCCGAGAGCGAUAGGAUCUUCCACUACCUUUUCACAUGUGCUCUCCUGGCCGGUUCUGUUUCCUACUACGCUCAGGCCUCUGACCUUGGCUGGAGCCCUGUUGAGCAGGUCGAUGGCAGCGGAACCCGCCAGAUCUUUUGGCCAAGAUACGUCAAUUGGGCCGUUGCGUUCCCGUCUGUCACCCUCGCUCUUGGACUGCUGUCUGACGUCUCGUGGACAACCAUUUUCACCAACAUCUUCAUCUGUUUGCUAUGGGUCGUCACCUACCUUGUCGGUGCCUAUACGACCACCGUCUACAAGUGGGGCUUCUUCGCGUUUGGAACCUUUGCCUUUGUUAUUCUUGCCAUGAGCACGCUGAACGAGAGCAGGGAGGCAGCACAGCGUAGCGGGAUCACAAGAGACUAUAUGAUCCUGGCAGGAAUUGCCAACGUAUGCUGGAUCUUGUACCCGAUUGCCUGGGCAUUGACAGAUGGCAGCAACAAGAUUGGCGUUACUGGUGGUUUCAUAUUUUUCGGUGUCCUUGACAUAAUCCUGGUUCCUGUCUUGAGCUUCGUCUUGGUGUUUCUCUCACGCAGCUGGGGCUACGCUCAGUUGAAUCUCGACCUCAGCGAAUCUAGAAGCGGAUGGCACGCCGGCAGCGCCAGGAAGGAGCCAGUCUUGGAGACAAACCACGGCUCACCGGCGUGAAUGAUUUAGGAGGGAGUGGUCAAAGGGACAGGCACCUUGCACCUGUGUGGUGUCAGCUUGGGAUCAAUCGUCGUCAUCUGCGAGGACGUGUUGAUGAUGAUGGACAUGGUGCACUUGGGGAGAUGAGGCAGAUUCUACUGUAUGAGAAAGUGUAGUCGAUCUUGACAGGAUGCUCAGAUAAAAUCGAAAAUGGAAGAAGAAAUAAGGAUUUGAUCUUUUUUGUA